Messenger RNA from Paramisgurnus dabryanus, 2749 nucleotides. NCBI's taxonomy places the organism in Eukaryota, Metazoa, Chordata, Actinopteri, Cypriniformes, Cobitidae. The record is from RefSeq and is a predicted model, not a curated record.
GAAGAGGGCGGUGCUAAAACGGGUGGGUAGCAACAGUUGCCCCGGUGAGGACGAGGCGCCAUAGUCACGGUAGUCGUGGCGACAAGAACCCAGCAACGAGAAUCAACAACAACAAUUUGAAGCAUUAAGAAAAUAAAACUCCGCGACAAACUAACAGCAAUCAACGAGGCGCGAAAGAGGGAUUUAAGCUUUUGUUGUCAUCAUGGCAACUUCCGGCUAUGCCGCCGAGGAGCUUCAGCGCUCCCAAACACAAGGUGGCAGUGUGACAACCUCAUCAGCACAGCAAAAAGCCAUUUCUACCGCCACACCUCAGUACCCCACCGACAUACAGAGCUCGCCGGCAUCCACGCCUUCACAAUCGGGCUCCAUCGCGAGAGGACAGACCACACCCACAAGUCAAAAGAAAAUUGUUUUGGCCACGCCUCCUUCGGGAGCCGCAUCAGUGCAGUAUGUCACAGGAGAGCUACAAAGCCCCGCCUCCCAGUCAGGGAACGGCCAGAGCACACCUCAGUAUAUAGUGGUGACCGUAACAGAGGGCUCAAAUGACUCUGUGUCAGACUCAAAUUCUCCUCCAUCUGGACAGACAGGUGUGCCCACACAGGUAGUUCAGCAGGUGCAGACAGUACAGAGGUCAGUGGUGCAAGCUGCAAGCAAGGCUCAGAGCGGACAGCUGGGAGUCAGUAAUCUACACAUCACACCUGAGCAUGUGUACUCCAACCAGUUCGGGGAAGGAGAUGCCAGCUACAAUAGUACUCCAAUUCGUUCCAGUAGUUACUCGUACACAGACUCCACCCUCUACACUCAGACCACGCCCUCCGUCACUUAUUAUGAGACUCCGCCCACGUCCGGGUCGCAGGUCACAUCGCCUUCCACUGCACACGUUGUCUCGGUCACAUCGGGGACAGGCACAGGGGUGGCAUCAAUGUUCUCAGAAGGAAGUUCAGGGAUAACGGUGGCCGCCGGCGGGUCCUCAUCAGGUAUGGGCGUGGUCACCCCUGGAGGGGUGGGGAGUUACGUGAUUCAGGGCGGGUACAUGCUCGGAGGAGGGAACCAGGGUUUCGGACACAACACACGAGCAUCGCCUGCCACUGUGCAGUGGCUGAUGGACAACUAUGAGAAUGCUGAAGGUGUGAGUCUUCCUCGCUGUACUCUCUACUGUCAUUACCUCUUGCACUGCCAGCAGACCAAGCUGGAACCGGUGAACGCCGCAUCCUUCGGCAAACUCAUCCGCUCUGUGUUCAUGGGACUCAGGACCAGAAGACUCGGCACCAGAGGGAACUCAAAGUACCACUAUUAUGGGCUUCGCAUCAAGAGCAGCUCCCCACUGCUCAGAUUGAUGGAGGACCAGCAACAUCUGGCUAUGAGACAACAACCCUACUCGCAGAAACAGAGGAUAAAGCCCAUACAGAAGAUGGAGGGACUGACCAAUGGAAUGGGUCUGGGGGUGGGUCAGCAGCAGGGGGUGGGGCUAGCAGACAUCAGCACACAGGUGCACCAGUAUCAGCAGUUUCUGGAUGCCUCUCGCGCACUGCCGGAGUUCAGGGAUCUGAAGUAUGAGGAUGAAUGCCUGCCAGACGGACUCCUUCCUCAACACAUAAACACUUAUCAGCGGAUCUACAGGGAACACUGCGAGGCAAUUCAGGACGUGUUGGUAAACCUGCAUUUUCCUCUUGUGGAGACAUUGUGGAAAACUUUCUGGAGGUUCAGCGACGGACAAACCAGCAGCAACGACUCGGUCGACCUACACGAUGAAUCAGAGAAGCGUUUACCCAUGUCAGUCCUGGUGCUGCUGUGCAAAUAUGAGCCUAUCCUUGCCUGGACCCGUGAUUGUGACAACAUACUGUACCAAAGCCUAGUGGAGAUUCUCAUCCCUGAUGUGCUCAGACCCAUUCCCAGUGCCUUAACUCAAGCCAUCCGUAACUUUGCUAAGACUCUGGAAAACUGGCUCACCAACGGCUUGAUCAACAUCCCAGAAGAGAUGGUUCGCACCAAGGUGGUGUGCGCCGGAGCAUUCGCUCAAACGCUGCGACGCUACACGUCUCUCAAUCAUCUGGCUCAAGCCGCUCGUGCCGUCCUGCAGAACACCGCUCAGAUCACGCAGAUGCUCAGCGACCUCAACCGCGUCGACUUCACCAACGUCCAGGAGCAGGCAGCAUGGGUGUGUGGCUGUGACGAUGGCAUGGUCCAGCGGUUGGAGCAAGACUUUAAAAUGACCCUGCAGCAGCAGAACUCUCUGGAGCAGUGGGCCACGUGGCUGGACGGGGUCGUCUCGCAGGUCCUGAAGCCUUUCAGCGGCAGUCCCGGCUUCCCUAAGGCAGCUAAACACUUUUUGCUCAAAUGGAGCUUCUACAGUUCCAUGGUGAUCAGAGAUCUGACUCUGCGCAGUGCUGCCAGUUUCGGCUCGUUUCAUCUGAUCAGACUGCUGUAUGAUGAGUACAUGUAUUACCUGAUCGAGCACAGAGUCGCUCAGGCCAAAGGAGAGACGCCCAUCGCUGUCAUGGGAGAGUUUGCCUGUUUGAACAGAAGUCAGAGGUCAUCAGAUCCUGAUAAAGAUGAGGAUGAUGAGGAAGAGGACGAUGAGACCGAUGAAGAUCAGGAAUUAUCUAUUCCUGCUCACUCUGUUGAGAUGGGAGAGGAACCUCUAGAGCCGCCUGCGAAGCUCGCCAGAACAGACCUGUUCAAUAGCAACACACAAAAUUAACACAUAUACACACACAAGUUUAUUUGUGCUCAUCGUUCCUCAAAGUAU